This is a messenger RNA of Danio rerio (zebrafish), 3072 nucleotides long. It is a transcript of the gene traf4a, whose product is annotated as tnf receptor-associated factor 4a. The record is from RefSeq and is marked provisional. NCBI's taxonomy places the organism in Eukaryota, Metazoa, Chordata, Actinopteri, Cypriniformes, Danionidae. Gene Ontology annotation, biological process: positive regulation of JNK cascade; signal transduction; regulation of apoptotic process. Gene Ontology annotation, cellular component: plasma membrane; bicellular tight junction; perinuclear region of cytoplasm. Gene Ontology annotation, molecular function: tumor necrosis factor receptor binding; zinc ion binding; ubiquitin protein ligase activity.
GCGCUGUGGAUGUUUCUCGUCCUCUCGGUUCAUCAGCGAGCUCUAGCCUGCAUUGACAGCCUCGUCGCCGGGUUUAAGCUGUCAUCCUGACCGAGCCGUGUUGCUCGAAAAGAGGAAGCCGAGAGAAGAAACAAUACCGAGGGUUGUGUGCCGUUGGCAAGUGAAGAUCAGUUUUCAAUACGCGGACUCUUGUUAUUGCGGUGGAAAACAAACGACAGCUCCUAUAGACGCUCCUCACUGAAGCAGCAGCAAUGCCUGGCUUUGACUACAAGUUCCUGGAGAAGCCCAAGAGACGCUUUCAAUGUCCUCUGUGUAGCAAAGCAAUGAGGGAACCGGUCCAAGUUUCCACAUGUGGACACCGAUUCUGUGAUACCUGCCUGCAGGAAUUUCUCAGUGAGGGGGUCUUCAAGUGCCCGGAGGACCAGCUCCCAUUGGAUUACGCCAAGAUCUAUCCUGACCCUGAGCUGGAGCAGCAGAUACUGGCGCUGCCCAUCCGCUGUAUUCACAGUGAAGAGGGCUGCCGCUGGACCGGCCAGAUGAAACAGCUACAGAGCCACUUCUCGACCUGCGCCUUCAAUGUGAUCCCCUGCCCAAACCGCUGCUCCGUCAAGCUGACGCGCAGAGACCUGCCCGAACACCUGCAACACGACUGUCCCAAACGCAAGGUCAAGUGCGAGUUCUGCGGGAGUGAGUUCACAGGAGAGGCCUAUGAGAACCACCAAGGCAUCUGUCCGCAGGAGAGCGUUUACUGCGAAAACAAGUGUGGCGCAAGAAUGAUGCGGCGACUCCUGUCCCAGCACACCAUGACGGAGUGUCCCAAACGCACACAGCCCUGCAAAUACUGUGGCAAAGAGUUUGUGUACGACACAAUCCAGAACCACCAGUAUCACUGCCCUCGCUUCCCAGUGCAGUGCCCCAAUCAGUGCGGCACCCCGAACAUCGCCCGUGAGGACCUGGCCAACCACGUGAAGGAGAGCUGCGGCAGUGCGCUGGUCCUCUGCCCAUUCAAAGAGGCCGGCUGCAAACACAGAUGCCCAAAGAUGGCGAUUGGUCGGCAUCUGGAAGAAAGCACUAAAUCCCACCUGACCAUGAUGUGCAGUCUCGUGGGACGCCAGAGGCAGGAGAUCUUGGAGCUCAGACGCGAAAUGGAGGAGCUCUCGGUCAGUCACGAUGGCGUCCUUAUCUGGAAACUGACUGACUACUCACGCAAACUGCAGGAGGCCAAACUGCGCAACAACCACGAGUUCUUCAGUCCACCUUUCUACACGCACCGCUACGGGUAUAAGCUUCAGGUGUCUGCUUUUCUAAAUGGCAACGGCAGUGGUGAAGGCUCGCAUCUGUCCAUAUACAUCCGCGUGCUGCCCGGAGAAUACGACAACCUGCUCGAGUGGCCCUUCUCAUACAAGGUGACCUUCUCCAUCCUCGACCAGAGCGACCCGUCACUAUCCAAACCCCAGCACAUCACCGAGACCUUCAACCCGGACCCCAACUGGAAGAACUUCCAGAAGCCCUGCAGCAGCCGCAACUCGCUGGACGAGAGCACGCUGGGCUUCGGCUACCCCAAAUUCAUCUCGCACGAGGAGAUCAAGAAGAGGAACUACAUCCGCGACAACUCCAUCUUCCUCAAAGCUUCCAUAGAGAUCCCGCAAAAAAUCAUGGCCUGAGGGGUGAACAUUUGUGUUGACGUUUUGUUUUAUCCCCUCACAGAGCCCGUCUGUUUGGUGAAUCGGCCAGAUUUGAGGAGCCGUACCAAAAUAUGGAAGUGUUUCGCAAAGUCAUCUCUUGGAUUUGCUUUCUAACACUAUUCUUCCUCAGUCUACAGCAACGCCUUUGGACAUUCAGUAGUGCCUAGAACAUUUGUUUUAAUUCAACUGUUAUUUCUGGACUGUGAAAGGCUAUUCCUAACCUUUUGAGAUUGACAAGACGUACACUAACCCUCUUUCUACCCCGUUGAAAAAUGGGUGUGAGCUCAACUGAACGUAGAUUCAACUAGUUUAAGUAAACUAACAACGGCUGUGAACUAAAUGUAGCUUAACUCGUUCGACUCCACGGUGCAUUGUAGUACUUGCGUUUUUUUCAACACUAGUCGACGUUUGAGAUGAUUCCGAGCAUGGCAUUUUUGUCUAGCUUUUUUUUAAUCCUUAUCGUAUGAUGGAAAUCAAACUCAUGCAGUCGGAUUCGGAUCGAAAGCCAUUGCGAGAGAUUGUUUACAUUCAGUUAGAGGGGGGAGAUUCAUUCAUGGACCAGUUCUGUUGUUUUGUACUGUAUCCUGUAUUCUUAACCAGCGUGUGAGGGCUUGACGGUCGGAUGAGCGAAAGGAACCAAAAGUUUUUGAUAUGUGAAAAAUAUAAAUGUGAGCAGCAUUGUGUCACAAAGCGAGGAGGAUUUCGAAUGUGAACUCUGGACUCGACAUGCUCAGUUCUUUGUCUUGCUGUGGUGGAUGAUGAACCGAGAAAUGAGCGGCGCUGGUAGUUUGGCUUACCUGUGCCUGGUAAAGCAGCAUGUGAGCAAGUGGAGAGUUCUUCCAUGUGCCUGAGGAAGAUGAGCCUUGUGCAAUAUGGCUGCCAUUGCUCCAUACAGACCAGUGGAGGACUUUUUGUUGAUCCUUAUUAUUAUAAUAUAUUAUAUGUGAAUACUAAUAACGAAAAAAAAAAUGCAAAAAGCACAUUCUUCUUCGCAUUUAAUCCCGCUACGAUACCAGCUAAUAUUUUGCAACAAUUUUGAGAAAACCUUGGAAGAAAAACAAAAGAAAAAAAGAGACUUUUUUUGCUAAGAUUCUGUAUUUUACAAAGUACUUCGGAUGUUUUCUACAAUACUUUUUUGGCGAUGAGUUUCGGGGGCUGUUCGUUGGACCCUUUUCACGUUUCACCUUCUGUGGCAUUUGCUCGGUCAUUUAUUAUUUUUUUGUCUGGUUUGGAUUUUUGCAUAUUAUGUCUGUAUUAUUUCCUCUUGAGAAGUAUUUAUUUUAAGGCGCCAUAAUCUGAGCUUGACAGGAAAAUGGUGCAGAUGUUUUUAUAUGUUAAUUUGAUGAUUGCUUGUCAAAUAUCACUUGAAAUAAAAUAAUGUCUACAA